AACACUUAACGGGAAGGAGGGAAGGAGGGAGGGAAGAAAACGAGACGAGAGUCAACUUUUUCCCUAAAUCUGAUCAACCAAACACUGUCUAUUGCUCCACUUACACUCAAAGCAGGCGGCUUCGCAGCAUAUGGCACAUCCAAAGUCGGGGGUCUGGGCUCGCGUAGUGCACUGACAAGAGAAUGAUCAGCGUAUUGGGACGCGGCCGGAAUACAUAACGGUCCACCUCCACGCAGACUGAUACGCUUGAAAGACCUGGUAACUUUUCUUUUAAGUACUGAUUGGUUAAAGACUUUCAUUAAAGUCUUUCAUUUGUUCGCGAGUGUCAGAGGCACCCAUUUUUUAAAAGUAUCUUGUGAGUAUGAUGCCUGUAUGUCUGAUCGUCCUGCCACGUUUCGAUCUGCGUCAGGAGUCUCGCUCUCAGCUGUCAUCAGUCUCGUCUCGUCGUUCAGACGGUCAGGGCCUCGUCACUUCGAGCUUUACUUCAUUUGAGACGACCAUAUUUGGUCUUGUAGCUUCAAAAUACGAGCUUUUUAGAGAGUUGCGGACUUUAUGGAAUGGCAUCGGCGGUGUUUGAGGGAACCUCCCUGGUCAACAUGUUCGUGAAAGACUGCUGGGUUAACGGCAUCCGCAAGCUGAUUAUAAACCCACGGGGCGAGGAAGAGGAGUUCUUCGACAUACGGACCGAGUGGUCGGAUAGAAACGUCUUGUACCUCCACCGAAGUUAUGCGGAUUUGGGGCGACUUUUUAAAAGACUUUUGGAAUGUUUCCCGGAAGACAGACGAGAUUUGUCAAAGUCAUCUUUAAUAGAAGGUCUCAUGAAGAUUAAAGAGGCGAAGGACAUUGAGGUCAGGCUGAAUGAGGUGGAGAGGCUGCUGAAGAAUGCUAUCAGUAUGCCUUGGAAGUUUUCCAGGUCAGAGGUCGUCUUAACAUUCUUUGAACGUUCACCGCUAGAUCAAGUGCUGAGGAAUGACAAAAUCCACAAGAUACAGCCGUGCUUCCAGAGUCCCAUCAAGAUAUCAGAGAUUAUGAGGUCAAAUGGGUUCUGCCUGGCAAACACAGAGACCAUUGUAUUUGAUGAAAAUGUUCCUCAGGAUAAGGACAGACCAUCCUCUACAGACUCGGCCCAGCAUUCGUAUGACGAGGAUGGGAAAGAGUGUCAGUCUGUGGAACAGGACCUCAGUGAUGAUGAGACAGAGGCAUAUGUCACCAACCUGUCCUACUACCACCUUGUACCCUUUGAGACAGACAUCUUGGAGUGAUGAGGACAUUUUAUUGUGUGUGCAGUUGCUGAUGCUAUAAAUCUCCACUCCAACAGUGCAGAAAGCUGUUGCUGAAUGUCUCAUGGCUGCUCAUAGUCCAGACUGCUCGCUAGCAGUGUUUAUAGAUUGCUAUAGAUGGAUGGGGGUGUGGAUAUAGAGAGUCCAUUAGGUAGUCAGUACAUACCAGUGACUGUUGCUAUGCUGAGAUGUGCCUUUGAUGUUGUUCUCACCCAUGUGGUUUAGAAAUUCAGUCCAAUUUAAAGAAAAAGUUUCAAGCCAUUGGAAUCACUGUGAUUAGUCACUGCAGAGCUGUGCUGUCAUUAUAAGCAAAUGAUUGAGUACGUCUCUAAAAAUCUCCAAACAUACUAGUUGUGGCUUUGUGAAAAUAUACAGAAAAUUUAUUCAGAAGAAUUAUUCUGUACCAACUGUGAUGCAGUAGACCACAAUUGCUAGCGAUUUCAAGGCAGCUCUAUGAUCUGCCAAUAUGGGAUUAAGCAAAAAAAAAAAAAAAAAAACCAGUGAAAAUACUAGAAAAGAUAGUUGUUAUGUAAUGUAGUUAUGAAAGUGACUACAUCUGGACAUGCUGGUGCCUCCUGGUAGUAUAAAGGGUUAAGCUAUUGGCACAGUGGCAAUGUAGAUAAGAAAAUAAAGGUAAUAUGUAAAACAUCCUGACUGUCAUAGCAUGCAAGGGCAAACAAAAUCAAUUUCAUAUUUCUCAGUCUUGUUCACUGGGGCUAUAAAUUGGGACAGUUACGACAGACAGUGAAAGGAGCAGAGAUGCACUGAGGUAAAAUUCUAAAUUUUCAGGGCUUUAAUAUAAAAAAAAAUAUACCAGGGUGAACAAUCCAAAACAGUAAAAACAAGGCAAAAACAAGCCGCCACCCCCAAACAAACAAACAAACAAAAAAACAGGCAAAAUCUGUGAUAAAAAAAAAAAUAAAAUCAGAGACAAACACAGUGUCUAAUCCAAAAACUAAUUAAUUCCUCCCCAGACCACCAGAGGGCACCCAAUACUGAUUUUUUGAAUGUCUUCUUUUGUUAUCUGCUCCAUUUCCUUCCUUGAUUGUGCUCACCUGUUUUGUGUUUGCCCAGUUAGUUCCCUAUUUAAGUUCUGUGUUUUCUCUCCAUAGUUGUGGAGCAUUGUGUGUUUAUGCAUAGUUGGUAUGGUUGUGGAUAUUUUAUAUUUGCAUUGUGAGUGUUUUUUUUUGUUUUCAUGUUGAGUUUUCUUUUCUUUGCCUUGCCUAGCCCCAGUCUAGUUCCUUGUUUUAGUUGUUCCAGUUUUUGGGUCCUUUUCUAGUAUUCGCUUGUUUUCUUCGUUGUUUUGUUAUUAAAGAAAUUGCAUUUUGGGACAAGAAAGCAAAGGACAUAGGGAUACAGAGAAAAUAGGAAUACAGUGACCUAACAAAUAAGGCUUAGUAAUCCUGCCAAAACAGAAAACUAAGACUUAGCAAAGAAUGAAACCGAGGUCUUUAUAGAAGCUAAACAAAGUAUAUGAGCUGCAGGUGAGAACCUGAGUGGGUAUGGAUGUUGGGAGAGGAUUCUGGGAUUUGGAGUUCCUGGAGGAGGCUGUGGUUAAGUGGUAGCUCAGUGGUUAAGAUGUUGAUGUCAGACUUCUGAUCGGAAGGUCGAGAGUUCGAAUCCCAGCACCACCAAGCAAGGCCCUUAACCUUCAACUGCUCACUUGUAUAAAUGAGAUAAUUGUAAGUCACUCUGGAUAAGGGCGUCUGCCAAAUACCAUAAAUGUAAAUGUUAUGACAGCCAUUAAUCAUGAAGUCAAAUACAGGAGACCUGUUGUAGGAUAAAUAGUGAGUAUUGGAAGUCCCAAGAGUAGAUAAGACAAGAAUGAUGACUCUUCGUUUGUGGGAGCAUUUUCAUUCAUGAGCUAACUACAAGGCAGAAUUUACCUGUCUGAAUUAUUGCUCAUCCUGUAUUUAGCUAAUGAGACUAGCUUUCCUCGUGUCACAGGGAAAUUGAGGCAUUUCAAGAUUACGGAGCUUAUGGUUACUGAAUCCAGUUGAGAAACUGAAACUACAUGUUUACUUGUUUUGUUUUGCUAGAAGACUGCCAAUACAAACCAAAUCUGUAAGAAUGUUGCAAGUCACUGCAGUCAUUUUUGUGUUUGAAUUAAUUGAAGGGUUCAGUUACUGGUUUAGCACCACACGAAACAGUGUGUUUAACGAAUAAAUGGGAGGAAGCACUGUAGAUUGUAGAUUUUUCAACCGUUUCUCAGCAAGGGGCAGUUUAUGUAACUUAUAAGUAUGCAUAAUAAUAUGGCUAAUGUAGCCAAGUUUAUUGUAAAAAUUCAUCUUGGUCCUUAAAACAUCAAAUGUGCCAAGAAACACAUUUAGAACACAAUUUUAAAUGCCAAAUGAAAAUACUUUAAGGUUAAUUCACAGUUUUUAGGUUAGAAGAAAAUCCAUCCAGUGUCUGCUGUGUUGGGGUUUGCUGUGCACUGAGUGACUAUGGAGAUUAGCAGGACUUUGUCCUCCAAAUAUACACUUGGUACAAGACAUUAUGUUUACACACACACACACACACACACACACACACAAAUAUACUGCUUCCUCUGUGACCCAUGAGAAAAUUCUGCUCUUCCACAAUGAGCCAACUCAAGAAACUAUUUUGCUGCCUUUGUUUUCUUUUUUGCCAUGCAAGUACAAGCUUAACAUGACUGUUUACAUGCAUGAUCUGGAUGUUUAAUAUUUGCAGUUUGUGUUGAAAUGGAAGAACCAGCUAAAUGGAAAUGAACUGAAAUAUUAAAAGGAUGUAGGAGAGCCAAUCAGUGCUGGAUCUUGUUUAAUGAAUGAGCUCUAUGUUUAUUAUUCAUGAACUCAGCUCAGGCAUAGACUAACCUUGUCUAGAGAGGAGCCUAACAUUCCAAUGUGACUUAUGGGUGCUGUUUGAAGAUUCAUAAACAGAGUGAGCUCUGUGCUUUUCUCCUUUGCCAGAGAUGACACUGCAGUUUGACGUAUAAGGAAACUGAAAAACAAGAGUUCCAAUUAAACCACAUUGUCUCUUGCUUUUAGCUGAGAUAAUGUCAAACAAAGGAACAGACAACACAGUUCUGUACAGUGUUGGACUUUGGACACUCCAGUAUUCCGUUUACACUUUCUAUAUUUGAAUAUUAUAAAUUUAAACACUUCCUGGAGCCUUUCUGAGUGGCCGUUGUGCUUUCAUGUAUCUAGCCCUUCCUGCUUGCAGUGAUAUUAAAGAGUACUGAGACAAUACCACCAAGUUUUAUAAUGCACAUAGACAGGGAAGUGUUAAAGGGCUUUGUUUGUAUUCUGUUUUUAUUUAUCAUGACAUACGAUAUUUAUUUUUCUAAUCAUGAAAUUUGUUAUGUAAUUAGUAUUUCUAUGCUGCAUAAACCAAGUCAUUGCAAUUAAUAAAAUAAAUAAAAUGAAACAAAAAAUCAUUUGAUUUAUACAACUGAUUGUAUUAAUAGACAUUGAAUUGUAUUAAUUCUUUUUGUUUAUCAUUUUAAAUCUGCCAUUAAAGCUUGCUUGCUUUGUA
This is a messenger RNA of Pangasianodon hypophthalmus (striped catfish), 4775 nucleotides long. It is a transcript of the gene pxdc1b, whose product is annotated as PX domain containing 1b. NCBI's taxonomy places the organism in Eukaryota, Metazoa, Chordata, Actinopteri, Siluriformes, Pangasiidae. Bases 558 to 1262 code for a protein of 234 amino acids. The record is from RefSeq and is a predicted model, not a curated record. The transcript is spliced from 5 exons. Gene Ontology annotation, molecular function: phosphatidylinositol binding.